Messenger RNA from Phragmites australis (common reed), 2493 nucleotides. RefSeq names its product probable beta-D-xylosidase 7. The record is from RefSeq and is a predicted model, not a curated record. NCBI's taxonomy places the organism in Eukaryota, Viridiplantae, Streptophyta, Magnoliopsida, Poales, Poaceae. Gene Ontology annotation, cellular component: plant-type cell wall. The coding region runs from base 40 to 2403 and encodes 787 amino acids. The transcript is spliced from 6 exons. Gene Ontology annotation, molecular function: xylan 1,4-beta-xylosidase activity; alpha-L-arabinofuranosidase activity. Gene Ontology annotation, biological process: xylan catabolic process; arabinan catabolic process.
GCACCCUUACUUGGCGCAGUGACACACCGACAAGGAGCCAUGGGACGCCGCGCGCGCUUCGCCCUCCACGUCGUCCCUUCGGCAGCGGCAGCGGCUGCGCUGGCGCUCCUGCAGCUGCUGGCGUGGUGGUCACAUGUCGCCGUCGCGUCCGACCCGCCCUUCACCUGCGGCGCCGGCGCGCCGCCCAACAUACCGUUCUGCGACGUGCGGCUGCCCGUCGACCGGCGCGCGGACGACCUCGUCUCGCGGAUGACGGUGGACGAGAAGAUCUCGCAGCUCGGGGACCAGUCCCCGGCCAUCGCCCGGCUCGGCGUGCCGGCGUACAAGUGGUGGUCCGAGGCGCUGCACGGGGUGUCCAACGCCGGCCGCGGCAUCCACCUCGACGGCCCGCUCCGCGCGGCCACCAGCUUCCCGCAGGUCAUCCUCACCGCCGCGUCCUUCAACCCGCACCUCUGGUACCGCAUCGGCCAGGUGAUCGGCGUCGAGGCGAGGGCGGUGUACAACAACGGUCAGGCCGAGGGGCUCACCUUCUGGGCGCCAAACAUCAACAUCUUCAGGGACCCGCGGUGGGGCAGGGGCCAGGAGACCCCCGGCGAGGACCCGACGAUGACCGGCAAGUAUGCCGCCGUCUUCGUCAGGGGCGUGCAGGGCUACGGCAUCGCCGGCGCCGUCAAAUCAACGGACCUCGAGGCCUCCGCCUGCUGCAAGCACUUCACCGCCUACGACCUCGAGAACUGGAAGGGAAUCACCCGAUACGUCUUCGACGCAAAGGUGACGGCACAGGAUCUGGAGGACACGUUCAACCCUCCGUUCAAGAGCUGCGUCGAAGAUGGCCACGCCAGUGGCAUCAUGUGCUCCUACAACCGCGUCAAUGGCGUGCCAACGUGCGCCGAUUACAACCUCCUCUCCCAAACUGCAAGGAAGGAUUGGGGAUUUUACGGAUAUAUCACUUCGGACUGCGACGCUGUGGCGAUCAUCCAUGACGCACAAGGAUAUGCCAAGACAGCAGAAGAUGCAGUUGCAGAUGUCCUCAAGGCUGGAAUGGACGUGAAUUGUGGCAGCUACGUGCAGCAACACGCUGCCUCUGCGCUCCAGCAAGGGAAGAUCACAGAGCAAGACAUCAACAGAGCCCUCCACAACCUCUUCGCCGUCAGAAUGAGGCUGGGGCUCUUCAACGGCAACCCGAGAUACAACCGGUAUGGCAACAUCGGCCCAGACCAGGUCUGCACACGGGAGCACCAAAACCUCGCUCUGGAAGCGGCGCAGGACGGCAUCGUCUUGCUGAAGAACGACGCCAACGCUCUUCCUCUGUCCAAAUCUAAAGUCUCAUCCCUUGCUGUCAUCGGAUUCAACGCCAAUGACGCCACGAGGCUGCUCGGAAACUACUUCGGCCCUCCCUGCAUAUCAGUGACCCCUCUUCAGGUGCUGCAAGGCUACGUGAAGGACACGAGGUUCGUCGCCGGCUGCAACUCGGCCGCCUGCAACGUGUCGUCGAUCCCCGAAGCGGUCCAGGUGGCAAGUUCGGUGGACUACGUCGUCUUGUUCAUGGGGUUGGAUCAGGAUCAGGAGAGGGAGGAGGUUGAUCGGCUGGACCUGACGCUCCCGGGAAUGCAGCAGAGCCUCAUCGAAAGCGUCGCGAAAGCGGCGAACAAACCGGUGAUCUUGGUGCUGCUGUGCGGUGGCCCGGUGGAUGUGAGCUUCGCAAAGACUAACCCCAAGAUUGGGGCCAUCCUGUGGGCUGGUUACCCGGGCGAGGCUGGCGGCAUUGCCAUUGCCCAAGUCCUCUUCGGAGAGCACAACCCUGGUGGAAGGCUGCCAGUGACGUGGUAUCCACAAGAUUUCACAAGAGUGCCCAUGACGGACAUGCGGAUGCGCGCCGACCCAGCCACAGGAUACCCUGGCCGGACAUACCGCUUCUACCGCGGCCCAACCGUCUUCAACUUCGGCUACGGCCUCAGCUACUCCAAGUACUCCCAUCAGUUCGUCACGAAGGGCACGAAGCCGCCUUCCACGAGCAGCAUCGCCGGCCUGAAGGCGCUGGAGACAGCGGCAGCCGGCACGGUGAGCUACGACGUGGAGGAGAUCGGGUCCGAGACGUGCGACCGGCUCAAGUUCCCGGCGCUCGUGAGGGUGCAGAACCACGGGCCCAUGGACGGCAAGCACCCGGUGCUGCUGUUCCUGCGCUGGCCCAACGCGACGGACGGCAGCGGCAGGCCGGCCAGCCAGCUGAUCGGGUUCCGGAGCCUGCACCUGAAGGCGACGCAGACGGCCCACGUGGAGUUCGAAGUGAGCCCCUGCAAGCACUUCAGCAGGGCGACGGAGGGCGGCAAGAAGGUGAUCGAUCAGGGGUCGCACUUCAUGAUGGUCGGCGAGGAUGAGUUCGAGAUGAGCUUCAUGGCUUGAUCCGUUGGCUUGAAGCUGCAAUGUAGCCUUGCUUCGUUUCCAAAGAAUUGCUCUCUAACUUAUUUCAAGGAGAAAGGGGUAAUUUAAGCA